Lontra canadensis (Northern American river otter) is the source of this 1721-nucleotide messenger RNA. RefSeq names its product meiosis specific with OB-fold (gene MEIOB). The record is from RefSeq and is a predicted model, not a curated record. Gene Ontology annotation, molecular function: single-stranded DNA 3'-5' DNA exonuclease activity; single-stranded DNA binding. Lineage: Eukaryota; Metazoa; Chordata; Mammalia; Carnivora; Mustelidae. Bases 47 to 1462 code for a protein of 471 amino acids. Gene Ontology annotation, biological process: resolution of meiotic recombination intermediates. The transcript is spliced from 14 exons.
UGACGCAUCCGGCCCUGACUAGUCCUCUAGUGACACAGAUAAAAGAAUGGCAAACUCCUUUGCAUCAAAGACCUUCACCACACUUUCAGAUCUGCAUCCAAAUAUGGCUAAUCUGAAAAUAAUUGGUAUAGUUAUUGGGAAGACAGAUGUCAAAGGCUUUCCAGACAGAAAAAAUAUCGGAUCAGAGAGAUACACUUUCAGUUUCACCAUUCGGGACUCACCAACGCAUUUUGUCAAUGUGACAUCCUGGGGCAGCGAAGGUUACAUCAGGUCACUUUCUGACAGCUUUAGGGUUGGAGAGUGCGUGAUCAUCGAAAAUCCCCUGAUUCAAAGAAAGGAACUAGAAAGAGAAGAAAAAUUCAGCCCUGCAACUCCCAGCAGCUGUAAGCUAUUGCUCAGUGAGAAUCACUCCACGGUAAAAGUUUGUUCCAGUUACCAAGUGGACACCAAGCUCCUUGCUUUGAUAUACUUACCUGUCAAAGAGUCUCAUGAUUUUUAUUCAUUGGGUGACAUUGUUGCAAAUGGAUGCAGUCUGGAUGGGAGGAUUAUUAACGUGCUUGCGGCAGUGCGGUCGGUUGGAGAGCCAAAACACUUUACAACUUCAGACCGGAGGAAAGGCCAGAGGUGUGAGGUGAAGCUCUAUGAUGAGACAGAGUCUUCUUUUGCAAUGAUAUGUUGGGAUAAUGAAUCUAUCCUGGUUGCACAGAGCUGGGUGCCGCGAGACACAGUGAUAUUUGCCUCAGAUGUAAGAAUAAGUUUUGACAAAUUUCGGAACUGCAUGACGGCAACUGUAAUCUCAAAAACCAUUAUUACGACUAAUCCAGAUACCCCAGAAGCUAACAUCCUGUUGAAUUUUAUAAGAGAAAAUAAAGAAACAAAUCCUCUGGAUGCUGAAAUGGACAGUUACUUGAGAGAAUCCGUAAAUUUAAAUACAAUAGUUGAUGUCUACACAGUUGAGCAAUUAAAAGUAAAAGCUUUGAAGAAUGAAGGGAAGGCUGACCCUUUCUAUGGCAUUCUUUAUGCUUACAUUUCUACGCUGAAUAUUGAUGAUGACGCCACGACAGUAGUUCGACACCAAUGCUCAGGCUGUGGUUAUGUUGUAAAUGAAGCAUCCAGCACUUGUACUGCUUGCAGCAAAAAUUCUUUGGAAUUUCGGUCUGUUUUUCUCAGCUUCCACUUGCUGAUUGACCUCACGGACCACACAGGUACCCUCCAGGCCUGCAGUCUCACGGGACGGGUUGCUGAGGAGACGUUAGGCUGCACCGUAAAUGAGUUUCUUGCAAUGACGGAUGAACAGAAAACAGCACUGAAGUGGCAAUUUCUUCUGGAAAGAAGCAAAAUUUAUUUAAAACUUUUUUUAUCACACAGAGCGAGGGGCGGAUUGAGAAUUAGUGUGCUCUCAUGUAAGCUGGCAGACCCUGUUGAGGCAAGUAGGAGCUUGUCUGGGCAAGGAAAAAUUUAAAACAAGAUACUUCAAACUCUGGACAAGAAUAUGAGUUUCUAUUUUCUUGAGAGUGGAAAAUGAGUUUGAAAACUAUGGAUAAAAUUGUAUUUUGUUCAAAGGUGGUAAAAAUGUUUCUAUAAAUUGUUAUUAUGUAUCCUUCUGGAGCUGGUUAGGGGAUAAGUCUUAAAAUCUCUCAUCCACCCCAGCUCCUUUCCUAGAAGGCCUUUUGGCUGAUUUUGCCCUCUCUUCCCAAGCUGGAAAAUGUGUGUGGGAAUUA